Molecule: messenger RNA, 557 nt
Organism: Plodia interpunctella (Indianmeal moth)
Lineage: Eukaryota; Metazoa; Arthropoda; Insecta; Lepidoptera; Pyralidae
Exons: 3
Coding region: 76-516 (146 amino acids)
Source: RefSeq, a predicted model, not a curated record
UUUAUUUCCACCGGGGCGUACCAGUACAUACAAUAAUCGUUUAAGAUACAAAACAAAUAAGUUUGAUUAUAGAUAAUGCAUCAGCAUCUGACUUAUUUCAUUGUCAUAUUGUUCCUCUUUGUCUGUUAUACAAAUGCCGGUUGUAACAGAAAACUCAGGGCAUUCAAAGGUAACGUAGAGGGAAAAACGAACCGCGAGCGGGCUGUUAGAAAGCGUCCUGGCCUGCUCACCAUCAAUGCAAGAAUGCAAAGUGUCUCAUACAGAGUUCCUAGUAGGACAACACAGCGGAGGCGGUGGCUGGGACGACCCAAAGCCAACAACGUGUUCCGUCGUGAUGGCCUGCCCGAGGACUUCAAAGAGACCACCUUAUCUCCGAAGGCGCAAUUUGUCCUCAGCCAACUGAGCAACAGCAAGAUAAUUAGGGACAAAAAGAACUACAAGGCCUUGUUGCAGCAGCUCAAGAAUAUCUUCCACACCACCAAGCGUCCCACCCAGAAAUGCGGCAAAUGCGGCUAACGUUAAUAAACUAUUGGGAUCUAAGGGAUCCACCUACGUUA